AUUUCUGGUGGCAGUUAUGUUAUGAAAGCAACAUCAUAUUUCAAAGGGUCCUCUCAAAUUAAUGUCUUUCACAGAAUCGUAGUUACAGUUGCAGAAACUUGAAUUGUGAAGACAUAUUUUGCAGUGUGGAGAAAUGGAAAAGUAUGUUACAGAAACAGUUGUUGUUGGAGUUGUUUCAUGGACAUCAGCAUUUGUUAUACUGAGAGGACUAUUCCCCAAACGCUCUUUUGAUUUCUGCAACCGCCUUGUGUCCACUCUCCAUGCAACUUUAGCAGUGACAUUGGCUUGGCUCUCUAUUGAAGAUUGGAGGUGUCCAAUAUGUAGUGUGGGGUCAAAAUCUUCACCCCAACAGAUGCAAGUUCUGGCAGUGAGCCUUUCUUAUCUGAUUUAUGAUCUUGCUUGUUGUCACUUUGGUGAGAGUGUCAAUCUAGACAACACUGUCCACCAUUUGGUAAGCAUUGUUGGAAUUGGAGCAGGUCUUUUCUAUCAAAAGUGUGGCUCAGAAAUGGUGGCGACAAUAUGGAUAACAGAAAUAUCAAGUCCAUGUUUGCAUUUGAGGGAGCUUCUGAAAGAGCUUGGUUACAGAGAUACCCCCCUUAAUUUGGCUGCUGAUAUUCUGUUUGCUGCCAUAUUUAGUUUUGCUAGGAUGUUGGUGGGACCGUGUAUCACUUACAUGACUUUAUCUGCUGACUAUCCACUUCUCAUAAAGGCUAUGGGAUUGGGUUUGCAGCUGGUAAGUGCAUUCUGGUUCUUCAAGAUUGUUAGAAUGAUAAAACGGAAAUUAAGCAAGGAGCAUAAGAAAAAGGAGUCAACAACAGCAACAUAAAAAGGACUACCGAUUGGCAAUUGCAAUUUAAAUUAUGUAGUGAUGGGUUUGAGAAGGUACAAAAGUAUGGUACAGUCUAAUAAAUGCAUGUUUGGUACAACAUCGAUUCUUUUCCAGUUCACUCUGAGGUAAUUUUUAAGCUUUUUGAGUGCUGUAUCAAUUCAAUUCUAUACUUUCACAUUUUAUGGUGGAGAAAUUUGGUUUCCCUACUGUAUGGACCUUUUAUAUUGGUUAGAAUCCACGUUAAUUUAAAAUGUAAAUGCUUUACUUUUUACACUAGCACAUAUCAUACAUACCCAAAAAAAGGCCGUUUCAUUAUGCACCUUCUAAGACUUUGUUCUUUUGGGUGUAUUUGGGGAAGAUGAUUUGAAUAGAUUUGAGUGGAUUUGAGAGUAA
Molecule: messenger RNA, 1222 nt
Organism: Vigna angularis (adzuki bean)
Lineage: Eukaryota; Viridiplantae; Streptophyta; Magnoliopsida; Fabales; Fabaceae
Exons: 6
Coding region: 134-826 (230 amino acids)
Cellular component (GO): membrane
Source: RefSeq, a predicted model, not a curated record